AAAAACUUUCACUUAAAAGAGCCGGUUCAAAAAGCCGGCUCGUUCACAACGACACAUCACUAGUCAGCAGCAUCCGCAGCGUGUGAAGAAGAGGAGUAAAGAAGACAGCACUACAAAGGAGUAAUCAUGCCGAUGUUUGUUGUGAACACCAACGUGGCCAAAAGUGACGUACCGGCGGCUCUGCUGUCCGAGGCCACCGAGGAGCUGGCCAAAGCGAUGGGCAAACCUGCACAGUACAUCGCAGUGCAUAUCAACCCUGACCAAAUGAUGAUGUUUGGAGGAAAGGGAGACCCCUGCGCACUCUGCUCCAUCCACAGUAUUGGCAAGAUCGGCGGUGCUCAGAACAAGCAAUACGCUAAACUCCUGUGUGGACUGCUCAACAAACACCUGGGCGUCUCUCCUGACAGGAUUUACAUUAACUUUAUAGACAUGGAUGCAGCCAAUGUGGCCUGGAACAACACUACCUUUGGCUGAGAUGGAGGUCGACACACUGAAAUAGAAGAUCAUUCCAGUAUUUUUCUAUAUGUGCGAGCAUGGUUAAAUGCUCAAAGGAAAAAAAAAAUGAGGACGCAAAGACACCUGGUAAUGACUCUUAUAAGCACUUAUAGCUGGACCCUUUAGCUUUGCACUGAUCUUUUCCCAUUAAUAUGCAAUAAAGCAAACCCUGCAGAUCAUAAAUUAA
Sebastes umbrosus (honeycomb rockfish) is the source of this 682-nucleotide messenger RNA. RefSeq names its product macrophage migration inhibitory factor (gene mif). Gene Ontology annotation, molecular function: cytokine activity; phenylpyruvate tautomerase activity. The transcript has 3 exons. NCBI's taxonomy places the organism in Eukaryota, Metazoa, Chordata, Actinopteri, Perciformes, Sebastidae. The record is from RefSeq and is a predicted model, not a curated record. The coding region runs from base 127 to 474 and encodes 115 amino acids.